This is a messenger RNA of Lithohypha guttulata, 1467 nucleotides long. RefSeq lists its product as uncharacterized. Gene Ontology annotation, cellular component: NatA complex. Bases 1 to 1467 code for a protein of 488 amino acids. Gene Ontology annotation, biological process: N-terminal protein amino acid acetylation. Gene Ontology annotation, molecular function: protein N-terminal-serine acetyltransferase activity; oxidoreductase activity; protein-N-terminal-glutamate acetyltransferase activity. The record is from RefSeq and is a predicted model, not a curated record. The transcript has 4 exons. Lineage: Eukaryota; Fungi; Ascomycota; Eurotiomycetes; Chaetothyriales; Trichomeriaceae.
AUGGCAGAACGACCGAGCUACAGAAGGGCGCCGUCCACCAACAUACCUAGACAAGGUGUCUACAGACCUCAUGACAGUAAAUUUGGCAUAGUGACAGGGGGGUCACGAGGGAUUGGCGCUGCCGUGGUUGAGAAUCUCGCUGCAAAAGGCUGUAACUUGCUCUUGGUCUUCACCUCAGACUCAUCGGCAGAGCCGACCCAGAAACUGUGUGCUAAAGUUCAGAACGAGAACAACGUGAUCGCCAAGUCUGCACAAGCUGAUCUCUCCGACCCAAGCAGGAGCGUACCACAUAUACUAGCCACAGCAAAGAAUCACUUUAGUCAUCCCAAAUCCGGGGGCUUUCAGAUUGACAUCCUCAUCAACAACGCCGGUAUAGCAGGAAAUAAAUGUCUGAACGAUGAGAAAGAAGGUCCGAUAGAGGAAACCCAGUUCCACAAGAUGUACAAUGUCAACGUCCUUGCUCCUUUACUCUUGACGCAAGCGGUGGCACCUUACCUGCCCAAAGAUAGGAGUGGGAGGAUUGUGAAUGUGAGCAGUGUGAGCAGCAGCAUCGGGUACGAGGGGCAGAGCAUCUAUGCUGGAACCAAGGCUGCACUCGAGGCAAUGACGCGUACCUGGUCGAGGGAAUUAGCAGAGAACGCAACAGUGAACGCUGUCAACCCUGGGCCUGUAUGGGGUGAUAUGUAUGCACAAGCCGGCGAGGCCUUUUGGAAGGUGAAUCAGAAAUACGUCGACGCAGCUCCUCUAUGUAAGUACAAUGGUGAUGACGAAACCAAAAGAAGGGCGGGUGGUGAUCCACAAGAGUUCGACAAGAUCGUGAAACAAGGAAUGGGCGGGAUGAGACCUGCAUUCACCGACGAUAUUGCCGCCACGAUCGAGAAUUAUUUUCUGAAAUACUACCUCUACCACGCUCUAACAUGGCCUCAACUGUCUUUCGUGGCAGUCGUGCGCACAGCAAAACCAACAGCAUACCCUAAAGUUGUUGGCUACGUCCUUGCGAAAAUGGAGGAAGACCCCUCUGACAAUAUCCAACAUGGCCACAUUACAAGUCUCAGUGUGAUGCGGACGCACAGAAGAUUAGGAAUAGCAGAGAAGCUCAUGCGAAACAGCCAACGUGCUAUGGCUGAAGUCUUUGGCGCAGAUUACGUCAGUCUACAUGUCCGUGUAUCCAACAGUGCAGCUCUUCACCUCUACCGGGACACUCUGGGCUUUACGGUCGAGAAGACGGAGGAAAAAUACUAUGCUGAUGGUGAAAAUGCUUAUGCGAUGAAGAUGGACCUGAAAGACAUGCAGAUCAAAGACAUUCCCGAGGUCGACGACCAAGAUGAGGGCGAUGCAGUAGGCAGCGCUGGUAAGAAAGCUGAAACGAACACAAACGGAGAGAAGAUGGUCAAGGUCAGAGUCGGCAGACAACGUGGUGUUGCCGAUCUGGUCGAGAAGAACGAAGGCACACGCUCAGGGUAUUAG